UUUCGCAACGCGGUCUGUCCCCAAGGUCGCAAGAUGCUCAUCCUCUGACCGGUCAUUCAUUGGUCGUGCGAAGCUCGAACGAACGUGUGGUUUCAGGCAGUUCAUACAAUGAGGGUGUUUGUGUUUUUGGCGUGUAUCUGCGCCGUGGCUUAUGGCCAAAUUCUCACUGACGAUUCAUUAAAUGCUAAUCAGGAUGAUGAGUUCAGUAUUGAAGAUAUAGCCGAUGCGAUGGAAAACAAUGAUUUUAGUAGUGCAAAGCUUCAAGAAGCAGGUGAUGUGGGCGCUGCAAACCAGGAUAAUGUCGCUGAACUACAAGAAAGCGCUGAUGUCGGUGACGCAAGUCAAGAUACUGCGAAUUUGAGAGAGUCGAGUGACAUUGGGGAGGCAAGUCAAGAUACUGCGAAUUUGAGAGAGUCGAGUGACAUUGGGGAGGCAAGUCAAGAUACUGCGAAUUUGAGAGAGUCGAGUGACAUUGGGGAGGCAAGUCAAGAUACUGCGAAUUUGAGAGAGUCGAGUGACAUUGGGGAGGCAAGUCAAGAUACUGCGAAUUUGAGAGAGUCAAGCGACAUCGGAGAUGCUAGUCAAGCUUCUGCAAACUUAAGAGAGUCAAGUGACAUCGGAGAUGCUAGUCAAGAUUCUGCAAACUUAAGAGAGUCAAGCGACGUCGGUAUCGAAGAUGGUUCCAAUUCCGGUGAUGUUGCUGAAGGAAGACAAAUAUCCGACAAAGGUGACGUGAAUGGUGGGGCACCAGCUGAUCAAUACGAGGAGCAAUCUGCGCCAAUAUCUUUAAGCAGCAAAACUUGUAUUGAGAAAAACGAACGUUACUCCAUUCCUGGAAGCUGUGAUAGGUACAUUGAAUGCUUGAAUGGCACCGCAGAGGAAAAGACGUGUCCAGAUGGUCUUCGUUACAACCCAAAUGUGAAAUUCAAUGUUUACCCUUGCCAAUACCCCAUUGACGUGCCGUGUCUUGGACGAUCAGCCCUUCAACCAGCACAACCCACAGAUGAAUGUCCACACCAAUUUGGAUACUUCAAAAUUGGAGAUAGGAGUAACUGUGGAAAAUUUAAAAACUGCGUGAACGGAGUCGCCUACGAAUUCAAUUGCCCUGAGGGUCUUGCCUUCAGCUCUGAUACUUACCGCUGUGAAUGGCCUGAUCUAGUUUCCGAUUGUGAUGCUGAAGCUUUCCUUGGAUUCCGUUGUCCUGAGGUCCCCAUUUCCAAGGAACUUGGACCACCUGCUGGAUUCAGAUUUUAUAGAUCCCAAGAAGAUUGUCAAAAAUACUUCAUAUGUAUCGACGGUAGGCCUCGUCGCCUCGCUUGCGGUGGAUAUACCGCUUUUGAUGAUCUCAGCGAAUCUUGCGUUGCGGCCGACGAAGUUUCCUCAUGCCCUCUUGAAUUAAGGAACCGCGCGGAAACUUCCAGAAAAGCUGAGACACAACGACAAUCCGCUCAAAACAAAUUCGCGAAACUUCGUCUUGGAGAUUUUACUACAGUUAAUCCGAACUAUGACGAUGACCGUAAAGAAGAGUUACAGGAACAAGAAUAUAAUUAUGAAAGCGAACCAAAACAAGAGAUUGAGAAUGUAACAGAACAAUAGCAGGAAAUACCUCAAUAAAAUAUUUUUCUAACUCAACUCGUGUAGUUUCUUUGUAAAUAAACUUCUUAAGUUACUGUACAGCACAGCUCUAAGUAUUACAAUAUUGUUAAGUGUGUUACUAUGUUACUAAUGUCUGUACAGCAGUCAAACAUAAUCUAAUGACUUUUAUAAUUAUUAAAACAUUCCAAUAAAA
Molecule: messenger RNA, 1789 nt
Organism: Colias croceus (clouded yellow)
Lineage: Eukaryota; Metazoa; Arthropoda; Insecta; Lepidoptera; Pieridae
Product: chondroitin proteoglycan-2-like
Exons: 6
Coding region: 109-1596 (495 amino acids)
Cellular component (GO): extracellular region
Molecular function (GO): chitin binding
Source: RefSeq, a predicted model, not a curated record